CGCCUUAAAGAGUCAGUGCGUGAAAGAGAACUCGAACGAUUCUUAAAAGAUUCAUUCAAUCCCCCCGAAUCGAUCACGAAAACCACUUCCAGCUACAGUUCCAACACUAAUUGUUAAGGAUGCGAUUAAGUUUGCAGCCAAAAGUAAAAAAUAUAUAUUGAGAAAAGUACUUAAUCAGACUUUGAAUCUGCGGGUUUGUGUUGAGCUCAAUGCAAUUCUCCUAUUUCAGUUUCACUUUUGCAAACGAAUCAGGAAACAAAAACAGCAUAUGUGAUCUUACAAGCCUGUGAAGUUUAAGAUAAUAGUAUUUGCUCAUAAAGUGUAAGGAAUCGAAGCAGGUGUAAUGAUCAGUGAUUAUGGAAAACAGACUUGACGAGAACCACUCGACUACUCUGACGAACAAACAGCGUGGAAAUGAAGUCACAGUCCGACCGGCCACUUUAGAUAACCUCUCAAUUCAUCAGCUGGCAGCCCAUGGAGAGAUUUCUCAACUGGAGAUACAUUUAUCCAAAGAUAGCUCUCUGCUUGACAGUCAAGAUGAGAGAGGUUUCACACCACUAAUGUGGGCUGCCGCAUUUGGAGAGAUAAUGAUGGUGGAGUUUCUCCUUCAGAAGGGGGCAGACCCAAGAACACUUGCUCGGGAACGAGAAAGUGCCCUGUCUUUGGCCAGCGCAGGAGGAUUUGCAGAUAUUGUUAAUAUUCUCCUACAACAUGACAUUGAUAUUGAUUCCUAUGACUGGAAUGGUGGGACCCCUCUUCUGUAUGCAGUUCGUGGUAAUCACAUAAAAUGUGUUGAAGCUCUACUAAGACAUGGGGCAGAUAUCACAUUUGAGGCAGACUCUGGAUACAGUCCUGUUGCCCUUGCUGUUGCAUUGGGCCACAAAAAAGGUCAUUCAAGGUCAGGACUUAAGAAGAUUCAUUGAAAAUCAAGAGCAACAAAAAAAGAGUUUGUGGUUUCAAGCACAGGAUUGGUUAGUAAAACAUUUAGUGCUGUUUGAAAAUAUUGCAAUAAAUUACAGCCAUUUUACAGUGAAAUUCAAUUUGUGCAAUAUGUUAAGCAUGAAGAAGCCAUACAAUCUGUUAUAUUGCUGUUGAUUUUCAAUCAUUGUUCUGUGUUGAAAAUCACCACUCAAAGAAUGAUAUAUGGAUGGCAUUUUCUUUUUGCAUGCCGUAGGUUGAUACAAUAUUCACAGCCAAUCAAUUAUUCUGAAUGCCAUUUGAUGUCCCACAAGGCACUCUGUGCUUUAAUAAGCUGAAAAUAGCUCCAAAUAGAAGACACAUCUGUUUGCUCUGGAGCAAUUAGCGAUAUGUCUGAGCCGUUCCAUGGUUUUUGGCAAGUCUCGUACUUGUCCCCGGCACCAGAAUUUUCUGCUUCAAUAUUAGCGCAACUCAUAAUUAAACCCUUUAGGAGCGAAGCAUUUGCACAAUAUGCUCGGCUGCUUCCGUUACAAAGUGCAGUCACUCGUGCUUUAUUCUCUUACAACUGCAAGCAAAAGAUUUCGAUUAUUGUCUCUUUUCCAGUACAUUGUCUUAGAGAGGCUGGCAGUCAUUUUUCAAGGUGUGUGCUACUGCCAGCACUAAAUUCGAAAUAAGAUUGAUGGACGCAGAAAAGAAGAUUGACGACGAGGAAAUGUUCAGUAUGUGCCCUAAUCACUGUUUGUUAAAUAGAAAGCUUUCAGUUGCUAAUGGAUGUUUUAUUCUUUGUAAUGGUGAUGUUAAAGGGAAAUCAGCUUUAAAAUGUGGUUGUCAACUAUAGGUAUUUGCCUAGGUGCAUAUUUUCCAUAACUGAAACGAUGAAAGCAGUUUUCUUCCUGUUGGAGAUAAAAAUCACAAGACUGGUCUUGUUAACACCAGCAAUGAGAUUAAAUGGAGUGAUUCUGUCAAUCACCAGAAUUUCGUCCCCUUGGAAUACAAGGUUCUAUCUGACAUUUUGGUCAAAAUUGAGUUAUUCACAUAUUCUUAUUCUGAGACAACUUAUUUACAGUAUGUGAUUUUUUUUUUUUUUUUUUUUGGUUUUGGGACUUUUUUUUUUAGAAAACAACAAGGUUCUGUCUACAAAGUCGAACUCUAACUUGUUUCUGUAAGGUUCUAUCUAUGAGCCAUUUAGCACUUUGAAUGCACACAAGAGGACCAAUCAGGAUCAGCUUUCUUUGUCAUGUCACCAGACUGCUCCGUGACAGCGGAAAAGAGAGCAGAAAAUGCGAAAUCAUUGAAAACUAAACAAUGCCAUGCAACGCGAUGUUUAUUAGAAUCCUCAUAAUUGACUAUUUUAUUUAUGAUCUUGUCAAUGACAGCAGCCCAAAUUGCAGGGAAUUUCAGUCUCUUUUUUGUGUUUUGCUUUAGCUAUUGCUGAGAAGUUAUUUUCAUAGUUAGACACCACGCUAGCCAGCAGCGCUAUUGAGAGGUAAGACUAAAGGGUAGGUUCAGGUUUUUCAGUCUAUUUGCUGUAUUCCAGUCAUGUCAUUGUUAUACGAGAGAGGUUAUGUUUUAACCUUGAUCCAUCCUGUGUACUUGUAUUGAGCUGUUUGUAGCUAUAAAGCUCUACGAUAUGGCAUACCGGAUUAAAGUGUAUAAACUAUGACAUUAAGUGAGAUGAAAUGUUUAAUUUCACAUUGUUGGUAAAAACUGAGUUGUUGCAUAGUUUAAAUAAUUUAAAUAUUUUAAAUGUGAAAUAUUUUUAAUUAUAUGUAGUCAGUGAAACAUUUUUCAAAGUUUAUUAAACUUUGCUG
Ctenopharyngodon idella (grass carp) is the source of this 2729-nucleotide messenger RNA. It is a transcript of the gene rfxank, whose product is annotated as regulatory factor X-associated ankyrin-containing protein. The transcript is spliced from 8 exons. Gene Ontology annotation, biological process: regulation of transcription by RNA polymerase II. Gene Ontology annotation, molecular function: protein binding. The record is from RefSeq and is a predicted model, not a curated record. Gene Ontology annotation, cellular component: nucleus. Lineage: Eukaryota; Metazoa; Chordata; Actinopteri; Cypriniformes; Xenocyprididae. The coding region runs from base 357 to 923 and encodes 188 amino acids.